Messenger RNA from Acaulospora morrowiae, 1244 nucleotides. Lineage: Eukaryota; Fungi; Glomeromycota; Glomeromycetes; Diversisporales; Acaulosporaceae. The record is from the annotation of a GenBank genome assembly.
UGUUCCUGGGAUGUACUUCGGAUUGCAAACUCAAUGUCAAUGUACCACUUGAUGAUAAAGAUCACACGAUAUUGGCUUUGUAUCAAUGCUCAGAAAGUGGUUACUUUUACAAUCCUACCGUUCAAACACACAUAACAUACAAUGGAUUCACUCCCAACCCCGAUUAUCCUGUGCCUCCUGUCACAACCUACUCAAUCGCCAUAUACAGAGAGGUUAUCGAUGGUCUUACCCGACAAUCUGGGGAUAAAGGCAUCAGAAGCUUUUUGAAUAUUGCCACAAAGGACUAUAUGGAAUUUAAAUAUAAUAGCCUAGAGACCAAUGUAGCCAGUCUGGUCCAGUCGGUCAUGCAUUUUUUAGAUUACCAUUCAGCUGUAUACGAAUCAAUUAUAUACGCUUAUGGAGAGCUCGAUAGAGUAAUGGUUUCAGAUAUGGUUAAAGACCUAACUCCUGAGAAGGAUGUAAAUACAAACCUUAUCGAAAUGUUAACAGCAUUCGUGUUAUCAUUUAUAAUGGUGGAGAUCGAUCCAUUCUUAUUGCCAUUUGUGGCUGCUGUAGAUGAUGCAAUUCUGGUUGCCAAUGAAUUUAAACAAAAAUGGUCGGAUGCUAUCCACAAUGGUCAAAGUUCAAUCGACCCGUCCAAAAAUACGGUUACCAAACUGUCGGAUUUAGGAUUCAUUGAAAACGAUGCGGAAACAAAUAUGUUGGAGUCUCUGCAAUCAUUUGUAGACAGAUCUCUUGAUGCUAACAUUGAUGAUUCAGAUUGGAUAAAUUGGAAUCAAUUUUCUGAUUAUAACGGCACGAAAACUAGUCCUACUGAUAUGGGAAACGGACUUUUCAAAAUUUUAGAAGCACAUUACGCAAGCAUCAUCUUGAACUAUUAUGAUGUCGUAGUAUGUUCCCCUGAUAGCAUUUCGCGAGCCUGUGCGCCUGAUUCAUAUUGUUGCGUCGAAAACCCCAUAUCUCACUAUUGCCAGAUAUAUUUUAAAUGCAAUGAUCCAGUAGGUGCCCCUAUUAAUUGUAUAUUUCAAGGUGGAUUUGGACAAGGCCGUGACUUUAGUCGACUUCCCUGUUUGAUCAAUACCGGCGCCAGUAUUCUAAAAGUACCAUAUUCCGACGUUGAUGGCAUUGCAGGCUUGAUCCCUGACUCAGCUGUUACUAACAAACACCGACUAUUGGUCCCAUGCGAUUCGACACCAAGCUUUAUCCUCACUUUUGACGCCGCUAUUAUACAAUUCUACCCAGAG